AUGGGUGUCCACCGGGGAUCAACCAGUUCGAACCAAUCAAACCUCGAGUCGGGCUAUGCCUCGGGAGCAUCGUCAGCUGGGUCUCUUGCUGCCAUCAUCCUCACAAAACAACAUCUCAAAUUCUUGAACCAAACUCUCAAUAACCUGGAACCAAUCGACAUCCUACGAUGGGCCAAGAUCACCUUUCCAAAUCUUUACCAAACAACCGCCUUCGGUGUUACUGGUCUCGUCACACUUGACAUGCUCUCCAAACUUCAGGUCGAAACCCCAUCUGCGCCAUCAAUCGACGCCAUCUUCCUCGACACACUUUACCAUUUCCAAGAAACACUGGAUCUAGUAGAGCAGGCCAAGGCCAGAUACCCCAAUGUCCACCUCCACGUCUACAAACCAGACGGCGUCAGCACUGCGGCCGAGUUCGAAGCACGACAUGGCAAGGAAUUGUGGAAGACCAACGCUGAUCUGUACGACUGGGUAGCAAAGGUCGAGCCAGCACAAAGAGCCUACUCUGACUUGGCUGUCGCUGCUGUCUUGACUGGACGUCGUCGGUCGCAAGGUGCCAAGCGAGAGUCGUUGGACAUCAUUGAAAUUGAUGAGGCUGGUCUGAUCAAGAUCAACCCUCUGGCAGCCUGGAGCUUUAAGCAAGUCGAUCAGUACAUCAAGAGCAACAAUGUACCAUACAACAAGUUGCUGGACCGUGGAUACAAGAGCGUCGGUGACUGGCACUCGACUGAGCCAGUGAAGGAGGGUGAGGAUGAGAGAGCGGGACGAUGGAAGGGUCAAGCGAAGACAGAGUGCGGUAUCCACAACAAGAGAAGCAAGUAUGCACAGUUCUUGUAUGAGGCUGAGCAGAAGAGACUUCAAGAAGAGCUAGCUGCUAAGCUCGGUGAAGUGGAGUUAAAGCAGGAGCGUAUUGAGAAUAUACUUGCAUGA
Cadophora gregata is the source of this 930-nucleotide messenger RNA. RefSeq lists its product as uncharacterized. The transcript has a single exon. NCBI's taxonomy places the organism in Eukaryota, Fungi, Ascomycota, Leotiomycetes, Helotiales, Ploettnerulaceae. Gene Ontology annotation, molecular function: phosphoadenylyl-sulfate reductase (thioredoxin) activity. The record is from RefSeq and is a predicted model, not a curated record. Gene Ontology annotation, cellular component: cytoplasm. The coding region runs from base 1 to 930 and encodes 309 amino acids.